AUUCCCUUGCUUGAAAGGAAAAGAAAAAAAAAAACGAAAAAGCUGUCUCUCUUGGAAGACAAUAAUAAAGUCCGCACUCCUCAGCCAUUACAAAGUUUUCUCAAACUUGGCCACUAUGAAUCAAACCCAUCUAUAUACUCCGCAGAGUCUCAUAAGUCCCAUCCAAACAUUGACAGGCAGCGGCAUCUCCUUCUUUUUAAUAUUUCCCUAAUUUUAAUUCUAAACAUCCGGUGUUUUGUAACUCAUCAGCUUCACAUGCUGCAAUCUCUUCUCUUUCCAUACUAAUACUUUCCUACACCAAUCAAUUCCCGUUAAAAUCUCUGGUUGGCCAUCAAGAACCAGCUAAAAUGGGGUUCAAGAAUCCAUCUCUUUUCAUGAUCUUCUCCUCUUUAUGCAUUCUUUAUUCUUUCUUGAAGUUAACUAAAGCUGACCCAUGGCUUUUGGUCAACCAAACUUCGCCUUCCUCCAAUGUAUCAGGGGGUAACUGGCAGCUCUUACAAUCAAGCGUAGGCGUCUCCGCCAUGCACCUCCAACUCCUACCAAACAACAAAGUUGUCAUCUUUGACCGUACGGAUUUCGGCUCUUCCAACAUUUCAUUACCCCCCGGCAGCUUCUGUCCUAAAAACGACUGCACUGCCCACUCUGUCCUUUACGAUGUCGUAUCCAACACUCUCCGUCCCCUCCACGUCUUAACAGACACCUUUUGCUCUUCCGGUGCCCUCGACCCCAACGGUACCCUUAUCCAAACCGGCGGAUUCAAUGAAGGCGACCACGUCAUUCGCACCUUCGCCCCAUGUGGAGCCGACUCUGUCGCCUGCGACUGGAAUGAACUCAACGCUACUCGCCUUGUCGACCGUCGAUGGUACGCUACUAACCAAGUUUUACCUGACGGACGAAUCAUCAUUCUUGGCGGUAGAAGGGUCUUUACCUAUGAGUUUUACCCUAAAAAUGACGCCCUCAACAACAGGAAGAGCUUUUACCUUCGUUUCUUGGUGGAAACUAGGGACCCUGAAGAGAACAAUCUUUACCCUUUCUUGCAUUUAUUGCCAGAUGGGAAUCUAUUCAUAUUCGCUAACAAAAAAUCCAUAUUGUUUGAUUAUAAAAGGGACAUUGUUCUAAAACAGUUCCCUCUUAUUCCUGGAGAUGAUAAGAGAAACUAUCCUAGUACCGGCUCUUCGGUCAUGCUUCCAUUGAGGCUGUCUGAGAGGUGGCCUCCGGUGGUUGAGGUGCUCAUUUGCGGCGGUGCACCGGCGGGGGCAUUCAUGAAGUCGGAUAAGAUGAAGGUCUUUGUAGAAGCGUCGAGGACAUGUGGCAGGCUGAAAGUGAACGAUGCAAAUCCGCAAUGGCUUAUGGAGGCCAUGCCCAUGCCACGUGUCAUGUCUGACAUGAUACUCUUACCCACGGGUGAUGUGAUCAUUAUCAACGGCGCUGCUAAUGGGACUGCAGGUUGGGAGGAUGCUGUAAACCCGGUUUUCAGUCCGAUUCUGUACUCCGUUAAUGCACAACUAUCUCAGAGAUUUACUGUUUUGUCCCCGUCAAAGGUCCCGAGAAUGUACCACUCCACAGCAAUCCUUCUUCCAGAUGGCAGGAUAUUAGUGGCUGGGGGCAAUCCGCAUACUACGUAUGUAUUCACAGGAUUAUACCCCACCGAGCUGAGUUUGGAGGCUUAUAAUCCUUACUACUUGGAUGCUAAAUUCAACUCGUUAAGGCCCUCCAUUAUAUCGGUGGAGUCGGGGAGUACGGUGUCGUAUGGCCGUAGAUUCGGGGUGUCCUUUUCAGUGUCGCUUUUUAGGCAGGGCACGGUUUCGGUAGCGCUGAUAUGGCCGUCAUUCACGACACACUCGACCGGGAUGAGCCAACGCAUGGUGGUUUUGAACACGGCGAGCGUGGUUCAAUUGUCGAUGGCCAAUUUCAAGCUGGUAGUGGAUGGGCCGACCAAUGCUAACGUGGCACCUCCGGGUUAUUAUAUGCUGUUCGUGGUCCAUUCGGGUAUUCCUAGUCACGCAGUUUGGGUGAAGGUGAUGUGAUUUUAAUAAUUGAUUUCCCCAACGUGAUUGAUCAUAUACAAUUGUUAGAUACUGUUCUUUUAUUUUUUGGUUUCUUAUUUGAGCCGAAAUACAAAAAAAAUAAAUAAUAAAUCCAUAGCAUAAUUUAGGUUGAUAAGCUUCAAGCAGUAAGCAUUGAAGCCCAAAUUUUAGCUUCUCCUUUUUUUUUUUUAGUUUUGAUUCUUAAGAUUUAUUGUAUACAACAAUUAUAAUUUGGUUUACAAGCGCUUCCCUUUUAGUCCUC
Gossypium raimondii (Peruvian cotton) is the source of this 2289-nucleotide messenger RNA. Its product is annotated as aldehyde oxidase GLOX. Bases 348 to 2027 code for a protein of 559 amino acids. NCBI's taxonomy places the organism in Eukaryota, Viridiplantae, Streptophyta, Magnoliopsida, Malvales, Malvaceae. The transcript has a single exon. The record is from RefSeq and is a predicted model, not a curated record.